AUGGCGUUGAUCGCUAUUGGUGUUUCUACGUUGAUUGUGACAAAUCUUCCAUAUUCGUUGGAGAACGUGAAACAAAUUUGUAAUAAUUGUUCAAUAUGCCAAGAAGUGAAGCCACAAACCAAACUUAGUCAACAUAAUUCAGACCAUGCAAGCAUUCGAGAGAAUUUCAAAGUCCUGAUUCCUUCCGAAAAGCAUCCUUAUCCUCUAACAAUCGUUGACGAAUACUCUCAGUUUCCGUUUGGUUAUCCAGUAUCUGACACAUCAGCUCAGACUGCUAUAAGAUGUUUUACAGACCUGUUUUCAGUUUUCGUUAUGUCCGGUUAUGUACAUUCCGAUCGUGGAAUUGCCUUUAUGUCUACAGAAUUGAGAGAAUGGCUCUUUAAUAAGGGCAUUGCAGCAAGUAGGACAACACCAUACAAGCUCAACAGUACUAUUUGGAAAUUGGUACUACUCUCUUUGAAAACCCGUACCCUUCCAGUAUCUUCAUGGGAAAUAGUUCUUCUAGGCGCACUGCAUUCAGUCAGAUCUUUACUUUGUACGUCUACCAACGCUACUCCUCGUGAACGUCUCUUUAACUAUGAAAGAUGUUCAGCUACAGGAACAUCUAUACCAUCAUGGCUUCUCAACCCAAGACUUGUGCUUGUGCAAAGGAACAAUCGUACUAGCAAGUAUGAUCCUAUCGCUGACCAAGUCGAUUUAAUCGAAGUCAACCCCCAAUAG
Molecule: messenger RNA, 720 nt
Organism: Octopus bimaculoides (California two-spot octopus)
Lineage: Eukaryota; Metazoa; Mollusca; Cephalopoda; Octopoda; Octopodidae
Biological process (GO): DNA integration
Molecular function (GO): nucleic acid binding
Source: RefSeq, a predicted model, not a curated record